AUGUUGAUCAAAGGCGAGAAGUGGGCUUGCGAGGCCUGUAUCCGAGGGCAUCGUGUCAGCAAUUGCCAACAUGCAGAUCGGCCCUUGAGUCACAUAAAUAAGAAAGGUCGCCCGGUUUCGCAAUGCCCUCACUGUCGAGGUUUGCGCAAGUCGCGCACAACUCACACCAAGUGCGAAUGUGGCGAGAAAGGCCAUACAAAAGCUGAAUGUCCGACGAAGGAGGCAAGCGAUAAUCAAGUUGGAAAUCGAAAGCAGUGCUGCUGUGGCCAUGGCUCCCGCUGCACUUGUGCCAACAAAAGAGAUUCCAACCUCGAAACCGUUCCCGAGGUGGGCCCCCCUCGCAGCAGAGCAUCCUCCAACCUGGGUCAGAAACGCCCUCACUUUGCAACUACUAAAGCGGAUGACGCGCUUUCCGGUUUCCCGACCCGCCACACUAAGAAUAGAGUCAACGACACAUGUAAACGAGGGGUCCCUUACUCAAUUCCUAGGUCCCAUACUGUUCAUGCUUCAUCAGACAUCGCGCGCCAUUCGGCGGACCAUCUUCCCUUACCCGAAACUGGUAUCGAGCAAGACGGGACCCUGGCUGUGGAUUCGAUUACAAAGGUAGCUUUCCCAGUCCGUCUGGUAAGGUCGGAACAUGGAUCACCCGCCAAUGCUCCCUUGCUUGGAAUUGAGGAUAUGAAUAACGGAAUUCCCCAUCUCGAUAUUUCCGUUGCUCCGUUGGACCCAACGAAUUCAACUCCAGGUUUGUUUGAUCGUCAAGACCAGAGUCUUGACCAAUUCUAUUCUCCGGAGACGGAAGCAUUUCCAGAGACGCCCAAUUUCAAUGUUCCCCCAGUGGACUGGUCCACAUUUGGUUUGCCCUUCAACCCCAGCGACCUCCACACUACAUUCAGCCAGCCACCCUCGUACGCAAGCUUUGACAACAGCAAUUUCAGUCACUCCAACCUCACCCAUUCUUCGUCGGGAGAACUCUCAGAGGUCGAAGAUAUCAGCCUUGCCACUGGAAUAGGGAUGUCCAACCCUGACAAACUUGACGUCCUCAGCGCUAGCGAUGGAUCAGGGAAUGGCAUGUACCGUCUCAGCCCAUCGUCUUGUGUAGAUUUCUCUCAGUCACAAAUGCUGUCGCCGAGCGACCUCCAGUCAGUGGACAUCGAUGCCUUCCUCAAGGCUGGUGCUGCGCUUAGCCAGCCACCACAACCCUUUGACAUAAUCGCGACAUCGCCAGGGGUGAGGUUAAACUCCUACCAGGUCCCUCAAGACUACUCUUCUGCAGAUAGUCAGACCUUCAGUACAACGGCUGGCGACGAUAGCCUGCUGGUCUCACAAGAAGGAGCGUUUGUGUCCACGGAACCUAACACUUUCAUGUGGGAUCCGGCCACCUAUUCGAUCACCGCUUCUGCAAACCAAGAUGAUAUCCCUCUUCAACAACACACCCAGUGGUUUUAA
This is a messenger RNA of Histoplasma capsulatum G186AR, 1449 nucleotides long. Its product is annotated as copper fist DNA binding domain-containing protein. The record is from RefSeq and is a predicted model, not a curated record. Gene Ontology annotation, biological process: positive regulation of transcription by RNA polymerase II; intracellular copper ion homeostasis; intracellular iron ion homeostasis. The coding region runs from base 1 to 1449 and encodes 482 amino acids. Gene Ontology annotation, cellular component: nucleus. The transcript is spliced from 3 exons. Lineage: Eukaryota; Fungi; Ascomycota; Eurotiomycetes; Onygenales; Ajellomycetaceae. Gene Ontology annotation, molecular function: copper ion binding; RNA polymerase II cis-regulatory region sequence-specific DNA binding; DNA-binding transcription factor activity, RNA polymerase II-specific.